AUGGCCGACUUACUUGGUCACGGAGACGUGCCGUCUCGAGGCAUAGAUCCAGCUCUCGUUGAGAGCAUGAUCUAUGAAUCCCAGGCUCAUGAUAUAGCUCCUCACGGGAAUAUGGGAAGCUUCGUCGCCACUGCUUGCAGCGAAACGGCCCAGAACCUUACCAAAUCGGAUUUCCAGAAGAACUAG
This is a messenger RNA of Aspergillus melleus, 186 nucleotides long. RefSeq lists its product as uncharacterized. The record is from RefSeq and is a predicted model, not a curated record. Bases 1 to 186 code for a protein of 61 amino acids. The transcript is spliced from 2 exons. Lineage: Eukaryota; Fungi; Ascomycota; Eurotiomycetes; Eurotiales; Aspergillaceae.